AUGUUGCGUUGGUUUAGGAAGAUGGUGGCGGUGGCGUGGGCCGUGGUGGGAGGUCCUCGCACUUUACACUUCUUCUUCGCCCAGCUGGCUGAACUGGCACGAGACCCCGAGGACCCCAUGAGGCUAGGGGACGACUUCCUUUUCACCCUGGCGUUGAGGAGUCUAGUGGACCCCGGCCACCAUGCCCGACACAACCUUCCUCACGACUUCUUCCUUCGUCGGGAGAACCAGAUGGUGUAUGAGGAGCUGGUGGACUACUUGUUACAACAGACGCCCCCACCGGUGUCAGGAGUGGCGGCGCUGCUGGAGGGGCUGAAGCAGGUGUCGCCGCAGUUGUAUGAGCGACUUCUGCGCAAGUGUGGUCCCUACCUCUCCCCCGAGGCCGCCUGCGACCGAGGGGACCACGCCGAGGCUGUGAGGUUGCUGCGGGGUGUGGCUGGGUUUACUUGUCGGCCUCAGGACUACGUGGCAUCUCUCAGGUCCUGCUUCGCCAACGAUAAUGUGGAUGUAUUGGUCGCUGCCAUGGACACCCUCGCCUGCAUCGACUGUAGCGUUCAG
This is a messenger RNA of Homarus americanus (American lobster), 558 nucleotides long. RefSeq lists its product as uncharacterized. The record is from RefSeq and is a predicted model, not a curated record. The annotation marks the transcript as partial. The transcript is spliced from 5 exons. NCBI's taxonomy places the organism in Eukaryota, Metazoa, Arthropoda, Malacostraca, Decapoda, Nephropidae.